Messenger RNA from Soboliphyme baturini, 662 nucleotides. The record is from the annotation of a GenBank genome assembly. NCBI's taxonomy places the organism in Eukaryota, Metazoa, Nematoda, Enoplea, Dioctophymatida, Soboliphymatidae.
UUGCACCUUUUUGAUGAUUGUUAUCUUGAAGUUUGUAGAAUUUUAUUUUUCAGAUGUUUGGCCAGCGGUUGUCUUGGUUUAGAAGAAGGCAUUAAGUGUCAAGUAUCGACCAGUCCUCGGUGUCGCCUUCGUAUCGACCACCUACGGUUGGAUAGCGACAACAGCCAGACAGUGGUGACUGGGUUGACUUUGUGCUCGAUUUGUCGAGUGUCUGCUUUUCCUGACUAUCGUAUUGGACGUCCGCCGUUGCAUCUGACUCGAAGUUGUCUGAGUCUGCGAAAUUGUUGCGUUUGGUGUGUUCUGUGUCUGGCCCAUCCUUCUCAGGAACAUCAGAUAAUGGCUCAACACCUGAAGACAACGAAAGCGAUUCGCGAGGAAUGGGCAUUAUCGAACUGUGCGUAUGUCAGUCCCGUAGACAUCCAAGCAGAUGCUACACGGUAUGUUGAGGUGAAGACUGGCCCCGCACACCGGUUCAUUUUCGUUGUAAAAAAUGACAACAAGGUUCCACCUGGUAAAAUGGCUUUCAGUAUGCCCCAACGACGAUGGGCUCAGCUGUCUCUCGAUCAAGACUUGGAGGUGAGACCGUACACGUUCGACCCGAACACGCAGUACAUUAGCGUGGUCAGCUUCGAAACAUCGUUUUAUAAUAAGAAAACGUAGGG